Messenger RNA from Capsicum annuum, 1863 nucleotides. RefSeq names its product GDP-fucose transporter 1. Gene Ontology annotation, cellular component: Golgi apparatus. Bases 393 to 1445 code for a protein of 350 amino acids. The record is from RefSeq and is a predicted model, not a curated record. Gene Ontology annotation, molecular function: GDP-fucose transmembrane transporter activity; antiporter activity. NCBI's taxonomy places the organism in Eukaryota, Viridiplantae, Streptophyta, Magnoliopsida, Solanales, Solanaceae. The transcript is spliced from 2 exons.
GAGUCUCAAUUUCAAUUUCAGAACUUUACUCUUGUCAAUUUUCACUGCUAUUCAGUUGUCACAAGUGUGACAUAAAUGUGCUUAUUUGAAAAAUCUGAGCUGAAAUUAGAAAGUAAAAUCACAAGAAAUAUAGUUUUUUUUAUUUUUACACAUAUAGAAAGUAAAAUUCGAAAUUAUGAGAAUGUAAAUAUAUUAUUUAAUUUCCUAAAAGAUUUUUUUUUUAAUAGUAUCAACUCAUUCAAUCCGACCUUACCAAAUUAAUCAAUAACAACUACAUACAAAAUACAAUGUACUUUAUAUUUGUUGGGCCUUAAAUAUUUGGGCCCCCAAUACACGAACUUCACCUACCUUAACCCUAACGCCGCCCUUGUUUUCCCUCUCUCGUGAAUACAAUGUCGGCAAUGAGAUUAGAUGCAUCGAAGCAAUAUUAUACAACAAGCAGUGUAGUAAUUGGCUACGCCUUGUGUUCCAGCUUACUCGCAGUUAUCAACAAAUUUGCUAUAACUAAUUUCAACUAUCCAGGCUUACUCACUGCAUUACAAUAUCUAACUUCAACAUUAGGUGUUUGGAUUUUGGGCAAAUUUGGUUUGUUACAUCAUGAUCCAUUUACAUUUGAAAAUGCGAAAAAGUUUUUGCCUGCUGCAUUUGUAUUUUACUUGGCGAUAUUUACAAAUACGAAUUUGUUACGUCAUGCUAAUGUUGAUACGUUUAUUGUGUUUAGAUCGUGUACUCCGUUGCUUGUAGCGGUUGCGGAUACGGCUUUCAGAAAGCAGCCGUGUCCGUCGAAAUUGACGUUUUUGUCUUUGGUGAUUAUUUUGGGGGGUGCGAUUGGGUAUGUUGCAACUGAUUCGGGUUUUACGUUGAGGGCGUAUUCGUGGGCGUUGGCCUAUUUGGUAACGAUUACUACUGAGAUGGUUUAUAUAAAGCAUAUGGUAACGAAUCUAGGGUUGAAUACUUGGGGAUUUGUGUUUUAUAAUAAUUUGUUGUCGUUGAUGAUGGCACCGUUGUUUUGGAUUAUUACUGGGGAGUAUGUUGAUGUGUUUAUUGCUAUAGGAGGAGGAGGAGGAGGAGGGAUGUUUCGUCGUGUUGCAUUUUUGGCAGUUUCCUUAUCGUGUGUGUUUGGAUUGCUUAUUAGUUUCUUUGGGUUUGCAGCGAGGAAGGCAAUAUCAGCUACUGCUUUUACGGUUACUGGGGUUGUGAAUAAGUUCUUGACAGUUGCGAUUAAUGUUGUUAUUUGGGAUAAACAUGCUAGUCCAUUUGGUUUGAUGUGUUUGUUGUUGACUAUUGCUGGUGGUGUUCUUUAUCAGCAAUCUGUUUCUGGUGUUACCAGUACUCCAGUGCAACGGGAUUCUGCUGUAUCUAAGCAGGAUAAUAAGAGUGACCACGACGACUAUGGAGAUAGUGAUGAAGAGAAGGGAUUAUCUGGUACCUUCUCCAGCCGUUGAAUAGCCCUACUAUUAUAGGGCAUGCCUACAGAGAGCACAACCAACUUGCAGACUGGCUUUGUCAACUUGGCUACUUCUGGGACUGCUGACACUUGUUUGGGAAUUUUUUGGGACACUGCACAUCAGCUAUCUGAAAUUCUGUAUGGAUCGAAUUGGAGCAAUGUCCAUCGUAUGAUUUCCUGUCCACAGUCAGCCUUUCUACUAACUGCUGUUCUACGUAUACUAGUAUUAGGAGUUCAUACUCUUUUUACUGUAUCAGCCACCUGUUGUAAUAUUGUGGCACAGCCACGACAAACUCUCGUGUAGACUUUUGUUAUAUAUAUUAUACUAUUAUUUCUACCGAAAAAAAUCAUGUAGAAAAUAUGUCCUGAUUUGGUAGUAAACAUUAGUUGACUUGUUAGUUGUUUUAUUUUUUCCA